UAGAAGCUCGAAUGGUGAGAUUGUCUCUUUCGAGUAAGAGGUACACUUACGUACACGAAAGUGGAAGUAAGCCAACUAGAGAAGCCAUUGACACUCACCAUGUGAGCAUCAAGGGAAGCAGAGCAACUGGUUAUGCUAGUCGUAGGGGGAUUGGUUUCUUCCUGGUGCUUUUGGCGAGUUCUGUUUACUUUUUGCUUGGAAAGGACAAUCCAGUUAGAAGUCUUUCUUGGUUCUGCCUCUUAAGUGGUUUCUUAAUUAUGCUACAAAGUCGGAAGUUUGUCAAGAAAGAAUCUGUUAUAAUCAUGCCAACCUUUGGCAUCCAGCUUGAUACUCAAUAUUUAAGGUACCCUAUAUAUUGUUUGCACUCCAUGAUGAAUUAA
Molecule: messenger RNA, 380 nt
Organism: Camelina sativa (false flax)
Lineage: Eukaryota; Viridiplantae; Streptophyta; Magnoliopsida; Brassicales; Brassicaceae
Biological process (GO): GPI anchor biosynthetic process
Cellular component (GO): glycosylphosphatidylinositol-N-acetylglucosaminyltransferase (GPI-GnT) complex
Source: RefSeq, a predicted model, not a curated record